AAUCCAUUUUGUUCCCUAAUAGACACAAUGUCUACUCAGAAGCUUUUCUCAGCUUUGUUUCUUCAACUAAUCCUUGCCAUUUUCGUCCUAGACGUUGCCGAUGCGCAGUACUUGAAGCUCGGGUUCUACAAGAACACAUGCCCAGCAGCUGAGGACAUUGUCCGAGAGACUACAGCUCAAUACAUUUCAAAAGCACCAACUCUUGCAGCUUCCUUGCUGAGAAUACAUUUCCAUGACUGUUUUGUCAGGGGUUGCGAUGGAUCGGUCUUAUUGAACUCUACAAAGAAUAAUCGAGCUGAAAAAGAUGCAAUCCCCAACCUAAGCCUCAGAGGCUACCAAGUUAUUGAUGCAGCAAAAUCUGCAGUGGAAAAGAAGUGUCCAGGAGUGGUUUCUUGUGCUGACAUUGUAGCCCUAGUUGCUCGAGAUGCAGUUUCAAUGAUCAAUGGACCAUAUUGGCAAGUUCCCACAGGAAGAAGGGAUGGAAAAGUAUCAGUUGCCUUGGAGGCCUUAACAAAUUUGCCUCCUCCUUUAGCCAACAUUACUCAACUAAAAGCAAUGUUCCAGUCAAAGGGUCUGUCUAUAAAAGAUCUAGCAGUUCUAUCAGGUGGACACACAAUUGGGAUCUCUCACUGUUCAUCCUUCACCAACCGCCUUUACAACUUCACUGGGAAAGGUGACACUGACCCUUCCAUGGAUCCCAACUAUGUGAUCCAAUUGAAGAAGAAAUGCAAGCCAGGAGAUGUUUCUACAGUUGUGGAGAUGGACCCCGGAAGCUUCAAAUCAUUUGAUGAAAACUACUACACUGUUGUAGCUAAAAGGAGAGGCCUUUUCCAAUCCGAUGCAGCUCUUCUUGAUGAUGUUGAGACUAGCAAAUAUGUGAGACUUCAGUCUUUUUCCCAUGGAGAGUCUUUUGGGCAAGACUUCGCAGCAUCCAUGGUCAAAAUGGGCAGGAUUGGAGUGCUCACUGGGAAUGCAGGUGAAAUCAGGAAAUACUGUGCCUUUGUCAACUAAUUAAUGGGGCUCUUUUUUUCUUUUUUUUUUCCAGCUCAUCAACUUUCUGAUUGAAUUGUAUUUGUGGGCGUUACACAUUCAUUUUCCUUCCUUUUUCCAGCUCUUUUUUUCUUUUUCCUUUUUUUUCCUUCCUUUUUCCUUUGUCAAUAAUGUGUACAUUUGUUUUUCUGAGCAAUGAAUAAGAUUUAUGGUGCUGUUUCCACA
Molecule: messenger RNA, 1215 nt
Organism: Vitis riparia (riverbank grape)
Lineage: Eukaryota; Viridiplantae; Streptophyta; Magnoliopsida; Vitales; Vitaceae
Product: peroxidase 27-like
Exons: 4
Coding region: 28-1011 (327 amino acids)
Biological process (GO): hydrogen peroxide catabolic process; response to oxidative stress
Cellular component (GO): plant-type cell wall; plasmodesma
Molecular function (GO): peroxidase activity; heme binding
Source: RefSeq, a predicted model, not a curated record